Molecule: messenger RNA, 633 nt
Organism: Diatraea saccharalis (sugarcane borer)
Lineage: Eukaryota; Metazoa; Arthropoda; Insecta; Lepidoptera; Crambidae
Source: the annotation of a GenBank genome assembly
AUGCUCCAAAUUAAUGGUGUCUUGGCGCUGGCUGUCACAGCAUUGCUAGUUUGCUGCGCCGCCGAACGACGACAGGACUCCGAGGGAAUCGAUGGAGAGUCGGUGGGCCGUUAUGAACAAAAAGAAGAAUACGAAGACUUUCUACGGUUCCUGUUCAAUUAUCAAAAUGGCAUUGACGAGAGGAACCUCGGUGGAAUUGGAGGAACUUCCUUGUUAGGAAGAAAUCUCGGUGGGAUAGGCGGUUCAUCUAUGCUUGGCAGAAACUUGGGAGGGAUUGGGGGUUCAUCAAUGUUAGGACGUAACUUGGGAGGCAUUGGCGGUUCUUCGAUGUUGGGGAGGAAUUUGGCUGGAAUCGGUGGUUCAUCUUUGCUCGGCAGAAAUUUAAAUGGCAUUGGCGGAUCUUCAUUAUUAGGUAGAGACACCGAAGGAGACAAAAGGUACACAAGAUUCGUGGAUUCUCUUGGGGGCGGUAAUUUUGUUCGUAAUUUGGAUUCAAUAGGAGGAGGGAAUUUCGUAAAAAAAAAUCUGGACAACAUCGGAGGGCCGAACCUAGUCAAAAAACAUUUGGACUCACUUGGUGGUGGCAACUUCGUCCGCGAGUUAGACUCUAUAGGAGGCGGUAAUUUAGUUUAA